AUGCAGCUCGGCAUUAAAGCUUACUUUGCAACGCGCCCGAGGACGGUGUCUAUUGGCAGCAACGACACACCGUCGUCCGAUGCGCAGAGCGGCGUGGCUAAGGAUGUUGUUGCUCCCGCCGCUGCCGACAACCCUUCAGCGGAUCCGGAGGUAGGAAAGGUCGUAGAUGUUGCGAAGGUGCCGUCGUUGUCGCCAUCACUCCGCAACAGCGACCCGCUCAAGGAUGAAGACGCUCUGAAGCGCACCUACACGUGCGAGAGCGUCGCGCCCGCAGAACCGAGGCCCGAUUCCAUAGACACCUGCCGGGUGUCAACCUCGGACGCUUCGCAGCAGGACGCUUUCGACGACGGCGACGAAUCGCCCAUCUGCCGCAAGCGCAGCCUGAUGUUCGACAACGGCUUCGUGCCUGAGAAGCUGAAGUGCACCGAAAUCACCGACGAGUUCAUUGGCGCCCACCUGGAUGUUAUUGAGCACUUUAUCGCCCAGAGCGACACUGCCGGGUCGUACACGGCUGGAACCCAGGGGGUGCUGGCCGGAGGCGACGCCUCGCCGGAAACCCCAAAAGACUGCCCAACGACGACGGUGUCGCCCAACGAGCGGACCAGCUCCUUGAGCCCCGCUGAUAGCGCUGUCGCCGGUGUGGGCACCCUGGGCUCACUGCGUGCCAGUGGAACCCGGCCUCCCGACGUGGACGACGAGCCCGGGCAGGGUCGGCGCAAGCAGGCGCGCAAGGGAGGCCGCGCGUCGUCGGGGAAGGACGAGGGCGCCGCCACGAAACGUGUUGCAACGCAGUACGUGGGUCACGAUGGUGAUGUGGAGGAGUUGACCUUCGUGGACCGCCGCGAGGUGGAGGGAGGCUCGGCAGUCGCCACAGCAGGCAAGCUCACCGUGGGCUCCGAGAAGUUCACCGCGUGCUCCCAGAGCGUGGACUGCGUCACCGAUGAGGAGCGCAAGCUGUACCUGACGUGCCCGGCCAGCCAGAAGAGCCGGUGUUUCAAGGCAUACGUGGAGCACUACUACCGCUACAACGAGACUUUCGUGUUCCCGCCGUGGGUGCAGAUCCGCGAGAUCCGUGACCGCAACGGCCUGCGCCCCACGGACGAGUCGUAUGACCCGAGCACGCUGUGGGUCCCCUCGCGCAGCCACCGUUGGGCCGUCGCCUUCCGCAGCUGCCACUUCACCGAGUGCAUGCAGCAGUGGUGGUACGUGAAGCAGGACCGCUUCGACCAGCUGCUGUUUUUCAAGAUGGGUCGUUUCUACGAGCUGUUUUACCACGACGCGUGCAUCGUGCAGGAGAUUUGCGGCCUGCGUUGGAUGGGCUCGGAGGCGAAGCCGCACGUGGGCUUCCCGGAGAAGAGCUUGCACAUCUACGCGUCCGCCUGCGUCGCAAGGGGGUACAAGGUGGUGGUGGUGGAGCAGACAGAAACCCCUCAGCAGCUGGAGCAGCGCAACCGCGAAACCGGGCAGCGCCAGAACACCGUCUCUCGUGCUAUAUGCGAGAUCAUCACACCGGGCACCAUCACUCGCCCUGACAUGUUGGGCACGCAAUCCAAGCAGCUGCUGCUGAUCGCGGAAGCCGUGGUGCCGCCGGCUGCGACAGCCCCGGUUGCAGCGGAGGCGCCGACAGCGCAUGUGGGUGGCACGGGUGACCUUGCGCAGCCCUCAACCCCCACUGCCCGUGCUAAAACGAACCCGAGCUUUUCAAACCCAUCGACGCUCUCCUCGGGGCGUAGGAACAGCCGCUUUGGCUCCAGGCGGCGCCAAACCAACGAGAUCAAGGACUUGCCAGGUGAGCGCCUUCUGUGCAUCUGUUCGAUGGACGCCUCCAUGGGAACGAUUGCGCUGGGGAUGGUGGACAUUUCCCUGGGUUUGGGGGAGCUGCGGGCGCUCGUCGCGUCGGUGAACCCGGCCGAGGUCGUUGUCGACGCCGCCACCAUAGGUUCGCUGAAUGAGCUGUACGGCAUGACGGUGUACAUGGGCUUCGAGCUGACGUCCUUCAACUGCGCGCACCAGUUCACCCCGGAAAACGUUGGCAAUAGCGACGUCAAGAUCGCCGAGGUCGACUACGGCGCCUUCGAGGAGCGCGCGAAGGCUGCCCUCGGCAGCAGCAACGCCGCUUACGAGAGGCUGAUGCUGCUACUGCAGCGCUACCUGCGCUCAGUGAUGCUGGACAACCUGCUGAACUACUGCGCAGUCAAGACGCUGGGCGCCGACAACUACCAGUACAUGACCCUGGACGGGGCCGCCCUCACCCAGUUGGAGCUGUUCAAGUCCCAGGAGGGCGACAACUCGGCGUGCCUGUUCGGAUUCCUGAACAAGACAUGCUGCCCCUUCGGCGAGCGCAUGCUGCGGCGCUGGGUGCUCAAGCCCCUGAUGAGCGCGAAGCGCAUAAAUGCCCGCAGCCGGACGGUGGAAUUCCUGAGCCGCAACUUCUCCAUUUGCAGCACCUACCAGGAGCAGCUGUCGUUGCUCCCCGACCUCGAGCGCUCCUUCGGCAAGGUGCUCAAUGCCGCCGCGGGGUGCUACAAGAUGGCGGUGUACUUCGACGAGGGCGUCUUCACCAAGAUCUACGAUCUGCACCUGCUGCUCGCCAACUUCGACCGGCUGCAGCAGCACGUGUCGGCCUUCUUCUCCGAGGCUGCGGAGUACGGCGCGGAGUGCCCGUCGCUGCUCAGGGAAAUGUCCUCCAGCGUCGCCAAGGUGACUGGCCACUGCGGAGAGCUGAACGCGCGUCUGAACGUCACCGGCCUGAAGACGUGCAGCAGCCGCCCCGGCGUCUGGAAGGAAUCCGACGAAGUCCGCAGCCGCAUUGACGCCACGAAGUCGCGUUUGGACGCGCUGCUUGUGGAAAUUCAGAAGACCUGCCCGUCCGCUUGCUUCGUGCACACGAAGUUCCGUUACGAGGUCGAGCUCAACGAACGCGACCACCGCCGCCUCUCCCAAAGCGGGAAGUCGCUCGAGAUAACCUCCACAAAGGCGGGGCACGUGCGCGUGCGCACCAGCCGCAUAGUAUCGCUCGUGAACGAGCUGGAGGAGCACGAAUUCGCGCUGACGCAGAGCGAGCUCACGUUCUUCCAGGAUGCGGUGCGGCUGCUGCACGACCGCCGCGGCGUGUUCAGCGAACUGCUGGUGACCGCCGCGGAGCUGGACUGUCUGUGCAGCCUCGCGUCAGUGGCCAAGCACGCGGUGAUACCGUUGGUGCGGCCUGAGGUUUUCGAGCGCGGCUCCGCCGAGCCGUACAUGUAUCUGCGUGCAAGCGCCCACCCCGUGGUCUCCCAACUCACCCCCGACUCCUUCGUGCCCAACGACAUCCAUCUGAACCACGGGGACUACGGCAAUCUGCUGCUCAUCACCGGGCCCAACAUGGGCGGCAAGUCGACCCUGCUGCGUCAGACCGCGCUGUGUGCCAUAAUGGCACAGAUCGGCUCUUUUGUGCCUGCGUCCGAGUGCAGGAUGACAGCGGUGGACCGCAUCUACACUCGCCUAGGAGCGUCCGACAACCUCAUGCAGGGCAAGAGCACCUUCUUGGUGGAGAUGGAGGAGGUGUCGUCGAUAUUGCAUACGGGCACAAAGGACUCCCUGGUGCUCGUCGACGAGCUGGGCAGGGGCACCUCCACGUUUGACGCCACGGCCAUAGCUGCCGCGUGCCUGGAGAAGAUCGACUCCAUCGGGUGCCGCUGCCUGUUCACGACCCACUUCCAGGAGGUCUGCGCGUACGCGCUGCGGCUACCCAGGGUCACGCUGUGCCACAUGACGGCGGCCUUCGACGACGAGGCGCGUACGCUGACCUUCCUGUACAAGCUGGCGCAGGGGCAGUGCCCCGAGUCGCACGGCAUCCACGUCGCCCGCCUCGCCGGGAUCCCACCCAACGUCCUCGAGAUGGCGGAGAAGGUCUCCAGGCGCUUCCGCGCGCAGAAGCGCUCGCCCGCCGCCACGUUGGGGGCGCUGUUAGGCGCACACUCCCGCGGCGACGAGGCCGUGCUGCGGGCACUAUACGAGGAGCUGCGGCAACCGGAUGGACGGUGA
Messenger RNA from Babesia bigemina, 4026 nucleotides. RefSeq names its product DNA repair protein, putative. NCBI's taxonomy places the organism in Eukaryota, Apicomplexa, Aconoidasida, Piroplasmida, Babesiidae. Gene Ontology annotation, biological process: mismatch repair. Gene Ontology annotation, cellular component: MutSalpha complex; nucleus. The record is from RefSeq and is a predicted model, not a curated record. Bases 1 to 4026 code for a protein of 1341 amino acids. The transcript is spliced from 3 exons. Gene Ontology annotation, molecular function: ATP-dependent DNA damage sensor activity; ATP binding; mismatched DNA binding.